Molecule: messenger RNA, 1254 nt
Organism: Somion occarium
Lineage: Eukaryota; Fungi; Basidiomycota; Agaricomycetes; Polyporales; Cerrenaceae
Source: the annotation of a GenBank genome assembly
AUACCGUGCCAUGAACGUCCAUGCCUCCUCAGUCGGCGUCUAGCUGGGAGAUAAACCUAGUCUCCCCCAGGCAGACUUAUAUACAGGUUUAUAGAGGGGAGGACGGACGACCCGUAUUAAGUCUUAUAACUCGAACAAUCCUUCUGUCUACUCAUUAUCCAAGAUGUCAACUCAUGAUAUUUCUGAGAUGCUGUCUAGUCAUGAUAUCGCCACAGUGACCAUUGCUGAGUGCUUCAACAACCUCGUGGAUGGUUCUCGACCCGACCUUACUCUGCGAAGGAGCAUGCCUUUUCCAAAUCAGGAAGACAUAAUGAAGCCUCAGACAUCGCCGGUACCCUUGCAGCCCGUGUCCGAUCGUCCUUCUGCUGGCAAACUUCAGGCGCAUUUGCUACUCGCUGAAACGCCUAUUGCGCAAGGUGAAUAUGGCAUCAUCUUGAAAGCGAACAUCGAAUUCUCGUCUUCUAGUCCUGAGCUUGCUCGAAUGAAGUUCCCACCGCUUGCCGUGAAAGUUUGUCGGCCAAGAAAGUACUACAAGAUUCCAAGAGAAGCAUUUUACUAUGAGUAUUUGGAGCCGCUGCAUGGCUCUGUCAUUCCUCGCUACUAUGGUCUUUUCCAGGUGACCAUCCCUGAGGGGGUCGCAUUCAAAUAUUGGCCUAUAGAAAAAAUCCGCCGUCCUGAUCCUUCCUGCGAAAUCUAUAAUGAGGAUUCAGACGAUGAAGAUCAUAUUGCCUACCCGCGUGUGCUUACGUUGCUGAUUUUGGAACGCCUGGGAGACCCUCCCUCACACCGGACUAAAAGUGAUGAUCUGAAGGGUCUGAAAUCACAGGCAUUGGACAUGUUGUCUGAGCUGUCCCAUUUCCACAUUAGGCACGGCGACAUUCAUUCUCGUAACAUCGUUAUGGCGGCACCUCGUCUGCCGGACUUCCCAAACUUACCGUCCCCAUGUCAUCAGAAAGUCUAUGAUUGGCGAUUGAUUGAUUUUAGCCUCGCAUAUGAGACCGACGUCGGUGAGGAUGCUAUGAUGGACGAGGCCGCGCGAUGUGUGGACAGUGUGUUGGAUGACGUCAAGAUGGACAUCAAGAUGGCGUCCAGAACGUAGUAAGAGACCGUUGAAUUCAUGUUUUCUACACGUCAGCUAUUGGCGUCCAUGUCUUCUCGUAUUCAAGUAGUUUGUGUUUAUAUGUACAUGUACAGUAUGUGGUGGCUGCACGGCACGUAGAAAUGCAGUGUAUCAAUGUCUAGCCUUCAUUGAUC